Molecule: messenger RNA, 3751 nt
Organism: Platichthys flesus (European flounder)
Lineage: Eukaryota; Metazoa; Chordata; Actinopteri; Pleuronectiformes; Pleuronectidae
Product: cysteinyl leukotriene receptor 1-like
Exons: 5
Coding region: 1120-2262 (380 amino acids)
Biological process (GO): G protein-coupled receptor signaling pathway
Cellular component (GO): plasma membrane
Molecular function (GO): G protein-coupled receptor activity
Source: RefSeq, a predicted model, not a curated record
GGCCUCAUUGCUCUCCCUGCCAUACAGAAGCAAGAGAGUACAACAGUUAUAAAUAAGAAACUAAGUCAGGACGUGAUGAAAGAGUGAAAGAAGCUGGAGUCUGGUUGUUUUUUUCCCAUAUUUUGUUUGUUUUGAUGAUUAACAAACAAUAUAAGUUAAAAGUAGAUGGAGCAGCAUGUUUCAGUGAAGACACAGCUUCGUUUCAGAAGAUCUUCUGAACACGCUCCUCAGUGACGGGGAAGAGUCAGCAAGUUGAUCACAGCUGUGGUCUCUUAUCUAAAACCAACAUGGAGUCCUUUCAGGUGCCUGAUGAAAACCUUCUUUCCAUCAGACACGACUUCCUGAGAAUGUGUAAACAAGAAAACAAAAAAACGCCAACUAUUUCCUCAUAGUUUUUAUAUUCACCAGCAGUCAGUAACUGAAUAGAUUUAAAGAAUUGAAAAUAUCAGAUGUAAAAUGUCGUUGAUACUCAAAUGAAUACUUUAGUCACAAAUAUGAAUCUGAUGAAAUGCAUUAAACACAAUGUCAUCACAUGAACCUUCUCUCAGCACCGACUCUCAGGGACUCCCAGCUUCUCUGCUGGUCUCCAGCAUUGAUUGUAUGACAUUAAUAAGCAGCAGAUUUUAUUUAAUCUUAUUUUAUUAUAUUUUUCAUCUUAUUUUUUUUUUUUACUAUUGGGAUUUUGAUUAUGUGUUGCCAUCUCCUUGUUGUACCUUUUACUUUGUGAAUUCAUCUGUAAAAUGAAAAGCCUUUGUGUAUCAAAGACAUCAUAUCAUUAACUAUGUGUUUAUUUUCCAUCCCAUAGUCUCUCUCUCUCUCUGCGGGAUAACAACUAUUAUUAUUAUAUGGAUUGUUGCUGCUAUCAUUAAUAAAAUCUCUACCCUCGCAGAGCUGAAACCUGACUAUACACAAGUGGUCCUGGUCUCUCUCUCUCUCUCCUUCUUUGUAACUAGAGUUUGUAAACAAGUUGAAAAGGAACUAUUUAAGGAGAGUGCAUGAGAGUCCACUUGUUGAGAUCAGAGCUCAUCCACUUUGAAUUAUGUUGGCGUUUUGCCUGGACUGGUUUGUGCUCUAUUUUACUUCCAGGGAAUUCCGUCCACUGGUCUGACACGCCCAUACAUGUCAGGACGGGAGGAUUUGAAAACUGAACAUCAGAGAGGAAGAAGGAGGAACGGAGGGAACACGCAAAGACUCAGAUGUUGGUCAAUCUGUCACAGGAUGAGUGUCCAUCUGGGAACUCUGCCCGGCGCCAGCGGCAGCAACACAUCUGUGACGAAUGACACGCUGGAGAUGUGUAUACACAGUGAUGAUCCGUUCAAGUUCAACGCCUACAUCAUCACCUACCUGCUCGUGUUUCCUUUCGCCUUUCUGUGCAACACUGGGGCGCUGUUGAUUUUCCUCGUGCAGGGUCCCCGAGGAGGCUCUUCUGCCUGUGUGGUCAUGAUGAACCUCGCCCUAUCAGACGCCAGCUUCUCCCUCACCCUCCCACUCCGAGCGUUUUAUUACUUGACGAAUGGAGUUUGGAAUUUUCCUGAUUGGCUGUGUCAGUUAUGUGGCUAUAUCUUCUACGUCAACAUAUACACUAGCAUCUUCUUCCUCACUCUACUCAGCCUGCUCCGUUGGCUUGCCGUGACCAAGCCCCUCCGACACAACUCUCAGGUCACACCCACUCGGACCGUGUUGGUCUGUCUGGGAAUCUGGGUGUUUGUGGGGGUGUCCGUUUCUCCCUUCCUGAUCAAAGGGACCAAAGAAAGGUUGGGGUCUUCUCGUUGCUUCGAGCCAUAUGAUGAAUCCAAUUGGAGGCGUCUCCUACAGUUAAACUACGUGUCAUUGGCUGUGGGCUUCCUCUUUCCUCUCCUCACCAUCAUCCUCUGCUACAGCAGCCUCAUACGUCACCUGAUGGCCGGGUCUAGCCUCUCUGGCAUCCAGUCCGGCAACAGCCACCACCACACAAGACAACGCUCUGUGCACCUGGUUUCAAUGGUGAUUGUGACCUUCCUGUUCUGCUUUCUGCCCUAUCAUGUGAUGAGGUCAGUGCACCUGCACGCCGUGUUGGACAAGUGGCCCUGUGAGGUCACAGUGGUGCUGCGGCGAGCAGCGGUGGUGACGCUGUGUCUGGCGGCAUUGAGCAGCGUGGUCAACCCUCUGCUGUAUUACUACUCAGCCAAGAAGUUCAGAAACGACCUGAGGGACGUUUUCCGGAACAGCAGGAGGUCCUUCCAACGCAGAGCUUCAGCUGGGAGAAGGGAACCUGAAACCUGAGGACACCUGCAGGGUCAUCACGCAGCUCUGUAGCUCGGCCAAUCAAAACAGUCCGCCUCAUUGCAAACAGCAUCAAGGAUCAUUUCAUUUUUUUAUUUUUAGAUGACAGAUUUCACCCUCCAGUUCUCCAGACAUCAAUCCCUCAUGGGGCUUCAAGAGUUGUUGAGGAGGAUCCACACGUUGAGGAGGAGGAGGUUUCAGGUGCUGUUGAAGAGAAAGAUUCACAUCUACAGUAGGAACCAAUGGGAUCGUAGCUGAGAGCCAAACGGAACAAGCAAUGUAAUGUUGGUUUUGGCUUGUUUCUCGUGUGUGUGUUUGUGUGUGUAUAUGUGUGCGUGUGUGUGUAUGUGUGUGUGCCUGUAUGUUUACCAGAGAAGCGCUUUUAUUUACAUGUUUGUGUUUUACUGUAAGCUUGAGUCACUUGGAACGGAAAUGCAUUCAUGCGAACACCCCACGGGAUACAGCUUCAAGUUAUCUCACUGCGUGUUUGUGUUGUUUUUUACAGAGUCUCACACAACAAUGAGCCUUGUGUAUUGUUCUUGUGAACAGGUUAGUUUUGUUUCCUGGUUAAGAUCCAGUAUGUAUAUCCGGUGACACAGGAAAUCAUUGAUCUCAGCAGCCUUAUCCAAACAGAGUCUGCAGAUCCAUUACAGUUGUAAUAAUCCCUCUGACCUGUAGAGGGUGUUACUCCAGCAUGUUGGUGAUAAUACAUUGUUGAUACUGAAAUUUAAAUAGUAAAGAUAAAUGAGAAAAUGAUCAAAACACUCUCCAUUAUGGUUGCAAACAAUAAAUAAUGAUGGAGUUCAGAUUAAACCAUUUAAAUAGUUGUUAAAACUGCAUUAUGAGCCAAUUCAACGUAUUAAAUUAUCAAUUCUAAAUCCAGUAUGUUCCUUUGUAUCAAAGCUUAAAACGUACGUUUAUCUUAACUAGUUCCUUUUGUUGACCGAAUUCUAGUUUUUAUUAUUGUAAUGUAAGGUCAUGCUGAAAUGUUUGUAUUUGUACUUGUAUGUCUUUUAUUUGUGAAGCUAUUUUAAUUUGUUUUGAUAAGUUCCAUAUAAAUGAAAAAAAUAUGUAUUAUAUAUAAUGACCAGUAUGUUAUUAUGUUAUAUGUUAUGUCUGUUAUAUUUCAGUCCCUUAAACCCCCCUCACACUCAUAUUACAUGACAUCACGAGAGGAAAUCCGGGUCAAUCCCGUGUUUUAAGUUUUCUUUUUUUUCUAUUUGUUUUAGUUUUAUAUUUAAAACACAUGAAAUACAACAUUUAUGAAAUGUUUGCAACAAGGAUGUUUUCAAUGUUCAUGAUGAAGGAACUUGGUCUGGACCUGCUUUACAGGCUCAGCAGCAAAUGACGAGGACGAGUUUACACCCGGGGCUCCUCCCACUCUUGUGAAUAACAAAGGUGACUAACUGGAUGUGGUGUAAGUGUUGCCCUUUAUUGUUUCCCCUGGUUGCUGUUUCAAAGUGUCUGCAAAGAGGUACUGUGGACAUUG